UUCAUCGCAGACCUUAUAUCGUACACCCACUCGCAACCCCGUGGAGUACGGCGGCCGUCACUAUAAAAAUCUGCACCCGAAGCUCGCGACUCGAACUCUUCCGAUCGCACGGUCAGUCGGCGCUCGUGGUUGUACCCAUAGAAGACAAUAAGAAUAUAGCCUACGACAAAUAUAUACAUAUAUAUAUAUAUAUAUAUUAUUGCUGUUAUUAUUACGAUUUGGUUUUCUCUCGUUGAUACAAAGACGAUGGCAAGUAAAUUUUCCGUGUUAUUUGUCGGGUUCGUGGCCGCUGUGGUCGUCGCCCCGUACAUGAUGACAGAGGCGAGAUACCUACCCACUCGGGGAAACGACGACCGGUUGACCAGAUUAAAAGAACUGCUGACGGACUUAUUGAAUUCAGGUGCGCAGCCCAACUUGGAUAUGGAAAGACCAUACGUGGAAUUGGACGGUGAUUUUAGCAGACUAAGACCUAGAGAGUACAACAUACCUGAAAAGUCAAUAAUGGAACUAUUCAACCCGACAGUACCACACCAUCAGAGGCCUAGGUCUUAAAGAUGCAAAACUAAUUUUUAAUUAAAUAUAUACAUAUAUACAUUAUACAUAUACUAACUGUCUUAAGUCCGUUUGUUUUUUUCCAUUUAAAUUAUUUUAUCGCUUUUUCAAGCCAAAUAAAUAUUAUUAUAAUUACCUAUACUAUUUUUCGUCAUAAAAUAAAAAUGUAGACUGUAGGUAUUACUGCGUGAACAAUCUAUUUUCCUCUUCAAAAUGUGUUAACUAAAACUAUAAAAGUUUGAAUAAUAUAUCUUAUGUUUGAAAUUUGAAUUGUUCCUCAUGUUAAUGGAAAAUAAAUAAACAUCCGCUAAAAUAA
Molecule: messenger RNA, 868 nt
Organism: Aphis gossypii (cotton aphid)
Lineage: Eukaryota; Metazoa; Arthropoda; Insecta; Hemiptera; Aphididae
Exons: 3
Coding region: 247-552 (101 amino acids)
Source: RefSeq, a predicted model, not a curated record